UUCGUUCAAACCAACGAAGAAGAAAAGCAUGCCUGUUAGCUGGCUAGUUUGUUUAGCAGGGAGAAACGUAUAUUAGCUCAUUUGAUCAUAUUUAGACAAAUUAAAUAUGGCGGGGACUGCUUCAGUAGCCGGUGAAGUGUUUGUUGAUGCUUUGCCAUAUUUUGACCAAGGUUAUGAUGCGACGGGUGUUAGAGAAGCGGCUGCAGCGUUGGUUGAAGAGGAGACCAGAAGGUACCGACCUACCAAGAACUAUCUGAGCUACCUACCCAUGCCUGACUUCUCUACUUUUGAGACAGAAAUUAUGAAGAAUGAAUUUGAGCGGUUAGCAGCUCGACAGCCCAUGGAUCUCCUGAGCAUGAAAAGAUAUGAGCUGCCAGCACCCUCAUCAGGACAGAAGAACGACAUUACAGCAUGGCAGGAGUGUGUGAACAACUCGAUGGCCCAGCUGGAGCACCAGGCAGUGCGCAUUGAGAACCUGGAGCUCAUGUCGCAAUAUGGAACUAAUGCAUGGAAAGUCUACAACGAUAACUUAGCCUGCAUGAUUGAGAUGGCUCAAAAGGAACUUCACAAAUUCAGGAAGCAAAUUCAGGAUUUGAACUGGCAACGUAAAAAUGAUCAGUUGGCAGCCGGAGCCAAACUUCGAGAGCUGGAGUCUAACUGGGUGUCAUUGGUCAGUAAGAACUAUGAGAUCGAGCGGGCCAUCGUCCAGCUGGAAAAUGAAGUUGCUCAGUUAAGACAGCAGCAAGGAGAUGAAAACAAGGAGAACAUCCGACAAGACUUCUAGGGCAGCAGUACGUUUUGGCUUCAUGACAGGACAGGCUGUUUUUUUAAAUUGUUUUGUUUAGUUGGUUUUGUUUUUUUUUUUUAUAAAGUGUACAUAAUUUGU
Messenger RNA from Melanotaenia boesemani (Boeseman's rainbowfish), 886 nucleotides. It is a transcript of the gene bcas2, whose product is annotated as BCAS2 pre-mRNA processing factor. The transcript is spliced from 7 exons. The record is from RefSeq and is a predicted model, not a curated record. Bases 107 to 784 code for a protein of 225 amino acids. Lineage: Eukaryota; Metazoa; Chordata; Actinopteri; Atheriniformes; Melanotaeniidae. Gene Ontology annotation, cellular component: Prp19 complex; catalytic step 2 spliceosome; precatalytic spliceosome. Gene Ontology annotation, biological process: mRNA processing.